UUCUGCUCAUUUUUUAGAAUUCUUUGUGGUAAGAGUCUAAGUCGUACAGAACUUGAUAAGCUCCAAGAUCGCAUUGUGAUUACUCUUUGCCAUUUGGAAAUGUUAUUUCCUCCAUCAUUCUUCACCGUUAUGGUGCAUCUAACAGUCCAUCUUGUUGAGGAAGCAAAACUUGGGGGGCCAGUCCAUUAUCGAUACAUGUAUCCCAUCGAAAGGGAAUUGGGACACUUGAAGUCCUUUGUACGAAAUAAAACACAUCCAGAAGGUUCUAUUGCUGAGGGUUAUUUAGCUGAAGAGUCUCUUACUUUUUGUUCUCGGUAUAUUGAUGACAUGGAGACUAGAUUUAACAGGCCUAGUCGUCUUUGUUAUGAUCCCCCUUAUGAAAUGUCUUCAGUCUUGCCCAAGUUAGGUACUCCACAUGGAGGUCAUUCAAACUUCAAUUUAACUAAAAUAGAGAAGUUGCAAGCUCAUCGUUAUGUGGUUUUCAAUCGCGAAGAUGUGAAACCAUAUAUCAACGCCUUUAGAGACCACAUUAGGAGAACUUCAAAAGGAAGAAGACUCUCACCUGCAGAGAUAGAAAAGAAAGUUAAUAAAGACUUUGUUGAUUGGUUUCAAGCAUUGAGUGUGAAUCCAGAUAAUCCAUACGAAAUGUCAACUGAUAUAAAGUUUCUUGCACGAGGCCCAAUGAUGAAUGCAAGGAGAUUUUCUGUUUAUGACAUCAAUGGAUUAAUUCACACGGGUGAGCGUGAAGAACAUGAACCUUAUAUUGAAGCAUCUCAAGCACAAAUGGUGUAUUAUGUUGAUGAUAUGGUAAAUAAAGGGUAGAGUAUUGCUGUGCAUGUCAAGCCAAGGGAUAUAUAUGACAUGGGUCAAGGAAAUGAAGAUGUAGUGUACGAAAAUGAGCGAUAUCAAGAGCAAGAACUUGAACAAUUAUUUGACCCCAAUAAUGAGUACAUCCAAUUAGCUACCAAUUUAUUAGAUAGCGAUGCUAUUGAAGAUAAUGUAGCUACUAACUUGGCAAGAGAUAUGUUUGAAUGAAAAUUU
Arachis ipaensis is the source of this 1041-nucleotide messenger RNA. The record is from RefSeq and is a predicted model, not a curated record. NCBI's taxonomy places the organism in Eukaryota, Viridiplantae, Streptophyta, Magnoliopsida, Fabales, Fabaceae.